GUGUUGGUGGGAGGCAGAUGGUGAGAUAUCGCGAGAGUUAUCCAGAUGUUACGCGAGAAGACUCCUGACGUCACUUUAAGCGGGGAGUUUGUUGUUGGCGGAAAAGCUUCUUUCUGAAAGUCUCAGCAGCGAGUUAGUUUUCCAUAUUCCAGACGCACCACAUCACUGUACAGCGUAUUUACGACAAUUAAUGAAGGGAGCCAUUUCAAUCAAGGACGAAGUAAAGCGAUGGAGUUGUCUCCUGUCUGCACUGAUGGCAUCAGCUCAAAUGAUUGUUUAAAAUCUGACAGAGGGAACAGGAGGAGCAGAAUCCCCAGGGAUGUAGAGAUGGACAUCGAGUCGCUCUACAAAUCUGUUCCUCAGCUGGCGAAGGUUUUCCACAUCAUGGACAAAAUUGGAGAAGGAACCUUUAGCUCCGUGUAUCUGGGUGAGGCUCAGAUGAGGGAUGGAAGGAGAGAGAUGUUUGCUCUGAAGCACCUCAUCCCAACCAGCCACCCUACACGCAUUGCUGCUGAGCUCCAGUGUCUCACUGUUACAGGAGGCAGAGAGAAUGUGAUGGGGGUGACAUACUGCUUCAGGAAGGAAGACCAUGUGGUGAUUGUCAUGCCUUAUAUGGAGCAUCAACCUAUUGUGGAGAUUAUCGGCUCACUGAGCUUUGAAGAGGUCCGUCUAUACAUCUAUCACCUUCUGAAGGCUCUGAGACACAUACACCAGUUUGGUAUCAUUCACCGGGACAUCAAACCAAACAAUUUCCUCUACAACAGGAGCAGCAGAAUGUAUGCGCUGGUGGACUUCGGCCUGGCCCAGGGCACAGCAGACACCCAGAUUGAGCUCCUAAAGGUGGUGAGGCAAAGGCCUUCACAAAAAGGUGGAGGGUCCACAGGGAAACAAGAAGCAGCACAGCAGAGCAAAACAUCAACUAGACUCCUUCCCAAAUCCACCAACACCACCACCACCACCACCACCACGGCUUCUACCACACUACCUCAGCCUCCACAGAAGGCCACUGAUUUGCCACCUUCUCCCUCCUCCUCCUCCUCUUCCUCCACCACAUCUCCCUCAGCCUCCCGGGUGGCACUGGUUAAAAAAGCACGCACAGUCACCACCUCCGCACCGCGCACAAAGCACACAAAGGAUUUGACAGGACUACGUAAAGUGCCCCGGCCUGUGUUUGGAGAGAGGAACCUGAACAGCUGCACUCAAGCUCCAUCCACCACUAAACCAGCUGCUGUGAAGACAGAGCUGGUGAAGUCUUCAAAAACAGAGGACCCAGCCACUCGGAGGGUCUCUGUAGCAAGCCGGGGGCCGUUGCCUGUCAGGACCCAGAGCAGCAUUCAGAAACCUCAGAGAACCGUACAGCAGGGCCUCACCUGUAGCUGCCACCUGACCGACCGUGUCUGCAACAUCUGCAUGUCCAGGAAGCAGCAAGUUGCCCCCAGGGCUGGGACUCCAGGUUUCAGAGCACCAGAAGUCCUCACAAAGUGUCCAAACCAAGGAACAGCCAUAGAUGUGUGGUCAGCUGGUGUGAUCCUGCUCUCUCUGCUCAGUGGACGUUACCCAUUCUUUAAAGCCAGUGAUGACCUGAUUGCCCUUACACAGAUCAUGACCAUAAGAGGCUCCAGAGAGACCAUCCAGGCUGCCAAGGCAUUCGGUAAGGCCGUGGUGUGCAGUCGGGAGCUGCCUCGACAGGACCUCAGAGUGCUCUGUGAGACCCUGAGAGGACGCAGGCCGUCACCUGCUGAUAACGUCACACCACUUCCUGAAGCAAACAAAGCUGCUGCCACCACCUGUCGUCUCAAAAUCCCGGAUGAUACACCAACACAUCACCUUCCUCAGAGAAUGUUAAAGCAACACAAAGACGUUGAAACUCUUCCUAAACAGCACGAACAGUCAGGGAGCACAGGCCCUGCUUGCCCCUCCAAACAGAGCUCACAGACCGACUACAAGGCGGAGGAAGAUGAGCGGGGCUGGAACAGAGUUCCCGAUGAGGCGUAUGAUCUGCUGGACCAGUUGCUGGACCUGAACCCUUGCACCAGGAUCACAGCCGCUCAGGCCCUACAGCACCCGCUGUUCAGAGGUCUGUGAGACCGCAGACUGAAGUGAGCUUCUGAAGCUGUGACCCAGGAUGAAAAACUGAGUGAUUCAAAGACAAAAGGGUUUGAUAUUUUCACAAUUCACAACCCAACAGAGGAAAAAGGUUUGUCCUCUUUUGGGAAUGACUUCUGCUGCCAUCGAUAGAAGCUUUAAGCAAAGUGGAAAGCAGUUACAUCCCUGUGUGGAGAACUUUACAGAACAGAACAGAGGUCUGAUACAUUUUGUAUAACGCAUUAUCUCUCCUUCUAAAUGCUUCAUAGAUUUCAACGUCUAUUAAAGACAGACUUGCCUUACCAUUUCACA
This is a messenger RNA of Notolabrus celidotus (New Zealand spotty), 2397 nucleotides long. RefSeq names its product cell division cycle 7 homolog (S. cerevisiae) (gene cdc7). The coding region runs from base 229 to 2085 and encodes 618 amino acids. The record is from RefSeq and is a predicted model, not a curated record. NCBI's taxonomy places the organism in Eukaryota, Metazoa, Chordata, Actinopteri, Labriformes, Labridae. Gene Ontology annotation, molecular function: ATP binding; protein serine/threonine kinase activity. Gene Ontology annotation, cellular component: nucleus. The transcript has 12 exons. Gene Ontology annotation, biological process: mitotic DNA damage checkpoint signaling; protein phosphorylation.